Molecule: messenger RNA, 1983 nt
Organism: Quercus robur (English oak)
Lineage: Eukaryota; Viridiplantae; Streptophyta; Magnoliopsida; Fagales; Fagaceae
Product: cyclin-A1-4-like
Exons: 12
Coding region: 179-1723 (514 amino acids)
Biological process (GO): regulation of cyclin-dependent protein serine/threonine kinase activity; mitotic cell cycle phase transition
Cellular component (GO): nucleus; cytoplasm; cyclin-dependent protein kinase holoenzyme complex
Molecular function (GO): cyclin-dependent protein serine/threonine kinase regulator activity
Source: RefSeq, a predicted model, not a curated record
CUUUCAAACCCACACGUUUCGCGCUCCAUUGCUCUUCAAUAAAAUAUUAAAAAAAACCUCGCUCUCUCUCUCUAGUUCUUCCCAAAAUUCUUGAACAAUCACAGAAGCCAAAAUUUCACUCCAAAAUUCUUCAACAGCAGAUUCUUUUAGGGAAUCCGGGUUAGGGUUCCGACCCGAAAUGUCGACACGAAACCGUCGUCCGCCACCAUAUUCUUCAUCAUCAUCUUCGUCCAAGAAGCCAUCAUCGGUUUCGGAGUAUCCAAUAAAGAAAGUGACGAAGCCCCAAUUGGCAAAGAAACGACCCGCUCUUGCUGAUGUCACAAACCAAAGAAAUGGCCCUCACACUAAUAAUUCACGCGCCUCAAUCUCAUCGUCCAAGCCUCUGGUACCAUGUGUGGCUAAAAUUGCCAAGACUAAGAAGGAGUUUUCUGCUUCCACUGAGAAUACUGGCUUCCCCGGGAAAAUAAAGCCAGAAUAUUUGAGUGUGAAAUCAAGUGUCUUGGUUCCAACCAGGGAUAUAUCUUUCCCAAGAAGCGAUCAAACUAUGGCUACUGUUGCAGCCCUUCCUGCUCCAUGCAGCAUGGAUGCUGUUCUUACUGCUCCAAAUAGCAUAAUUCAUGCACCCAGAGGCAUGGAUGUUUCUCCAAGUAGAUCAGUUAGUGGUUCCAUUUCUUUGGAUGAGAGCAUGUCUACUUGUGAUUCUUUGAAGAGUCCAGUGUUUGAAUAUAUUGACAACGAGGACACUUAUGCAGUUACAUUGAUUGAAAGAAAGACAAUUAACAGUCUCUACAUUUCAGAUAAUGCUGAAAAAGCAGGGGAUGUCUGCAAAAGGGGUAUGCUUCUGGAGCAGGAAACAUUUGAUGAAGUUGUUGAUAUUGAUAACAAUUUCUUGGACCCAAAGUUCUGUGCAACUAUUGCUUGUGAUAUCUACAAGCACUUGCGUGCAUCUGAGGCAAAUAGAAGACCUUCCACAGACUUCAUGGAAAGGAUCCAAAAAGAUACAAAUGUCACCAUGCGUGCGAUACUGAUUGAUUGGCUUGUGGAGGUUGCUGAAGAGUACCGGCUUGUGCCUGAUACACUAUUUUUGACUGUUAACUACAUUGAUCGUUAUCUUUCUGGAAAUUCAAUGAAUAGGAAGCAAUUGCAAUUGCUUGGUGUUGCAUGCAUGAUGAUUGCAGCUAAGUAUGAGGAGAUCUGUGCACCAACUGUGGACGAGUUCUGUUACAUAACUGAUAACACAUACUUAAAGGAAGAGGUUUUGCAAAUGGAAUCUGCUGUUCUGAAUUACUUGAAGUUUGAAAUGACAGCCCCAACAGCUAAAUGUUUUUUGAGGCGAUUUGUUUGUGUUGCUCAAGCGACCAGUGAGGUUCCAUCAAUGCACUUGGAGUGCUUGGCCAACUACCUCGGAGAGUUGUCUCUUCUAGAAUAUGGCAUGCUUCGUUAUGCCCCAUCACUAGUAGCUGCUUCUGCUACUUUCUUAGCCAAAUUUAUACUUCUCCCUGAAAAGAAACCCUGGAAUUCUACGCUCAGGCAUUACACACUUUACCAAGCUUCUGAUUUGAGUGACUGCGUCAAGGCACUACAUAGCCUCUGCCGUAAUGGCAGUAAUUCUAAUCUACCAGCAAUUAGGGAGAAGUACAGCCAGCAUAAGUACAAGUUUGUGGCAAAGAAGUACUGCCCUUCUUCAAUACCUCUUGAGUUUUUCCAAGAAUCAAGCAACUAGGCAUGCACAACAUUGUUCCAAAUUCAAUGUAGCUGGUUUUUUGUUGUGAGUGAUAUAACUCUCGUCACCCCAUAUCCUCUGUGUGGAGUGUUAAAGCCAGUAGUUCUGUGCCUCCCAUUGGAUAUUCGGGCUACCUUUUCAGUGUACUAUUCUCCUAGACAUAAAAUCACCAAGGUUAUCUCUUGUACAGUUAUUGCUUUUGAAUUGAUUUUCCAGUGUAUAGUAAAGUGAUAGUGUAUACGGAAUUAUUUUUUCUUGUG